CGCUGGGCGCGCUUGGGCUCGGCCCUGCGCGCCGCAGCUCGGGCCAAGGGACGGCAGUGACACCCCGCAGCACCGCGACCUGCGGGCGGCCUCAGAAAGAUUAUCGAUAAGGAGAUUAAUCCCUUUGUGGACAAGUGGGAAGAAGAAGGACAGUUCCCAGCACAUAAAGUGUUUAAAACCCUGGGACAGGCUGGAUUCCUUGGUGUGGAUAAGCCAACAGAAUAUGGUGGCAUGGGCUUGGACUUCUCCUAUAAUAUUGCAGUGGCAGAAGAGCUGGGAAAUAUCCGCUGUGGAGGUAUUCCUAUGGCUAUUGGAGUGCAAGCUGGCAUGGCUACUCCUGCUCUUACAAGGUUUGGUUCUGAUGAGUUGAAAAAACAGUUCCUUGCACCAACUAUAGCUGGUGAUUUUGUGGCUUGCUUGGGAAUCAGUGAACCUGGAGCUGGAUCUGAUGUUGCAAAUAUCAAGACAACAGCUGUGAGAAAAGGUGAUGAAUAUGUCAUAAAUGGCGGUAAGAUGUGGAUUACGUCUGGGAGCCAAGCAGACUGGAUGUGCCUGCUGGCAAACACCAGUGAAGGACCUCCCCAUCGAAACAAAUCUCUCAUAUGUCUGCCAAUGAAUCUACCUGGCAUUCACGUUGCUAAAAAGAUAGACAAACUGGGCAUGAGAUCAUCGGAUACAGCUCAGAUCUUUUUUGAAAAUGUAAAGGUCCCCAGCAAAAACCUCAUCGGUGAGGAAGGAAAGGGUUUUACAUAUCAGAUGUUGCAAUUCCAAGAAGAGCGGCUGUGGGGAGUAGCCACUGUCCUGACACCACUGGAAACUAUAAUACAAGAAACUGUUGACUACACCCGCCAGCGGAAGGUGUUUGACCAGUCUGUCCUGCACAACCAAACCGUGCACUUCCGCCUGGCCGAGCUGGCAACCGAAGUGGAGCUCCUUCGCUCGCUGCUGCACCGUGCUGUUGCUCUGUAUGUAGAAGGAAAUGACGUGACAAAAUAUGCUUCCAUGGCUAAGCUAAAGGCAGGACGUCUGGCCCGUGAAGUGACUGACAGCUGUCUCCAGUUUUGGGGAGGAAUGGGAUUCACCAGUGAAGUUCUGGUGAGCAGGUUUUACAGAGACUUGAGAUUGAUGUCAAUAGGAGGUGGGACAGAUGAAACCAUGCUUUCCAUCAUAUGCAAAUACAUGGAAAUACUUCCAAGCAAGUGAAACAGCUCCACUCUUUCUGGAAAAUUAGGACAGCAAGAGCAUGGCUUGUGCUGCACACUGAAGGUACCUUCCCUAUCUUUCACUUCUAGCAAGCAAUCAUGACAAUGAGCUGUGUCAUCUUUGCCAAGUUCACAUCAACUCUGUCAUGGAUGUUUGGUGAUGAGAGUAGUGGUUGAUUUUUAUUUGCAGAAUUCCAUAAUCAACUCUUCAAUUGUAUCUGAAGAUUUUGGAGGCCUGAACUUCAGCAGCAAAGUACCAUGUUUUGUGCGUAAUUAUUAAAGAAAAAUAUUAAACAUGUUAAUAUGAAAA
Messenger RNA from Manacus vitellinus (golden-collared manakin), 1512 nucleotides. RefSeq names its product probable acyl-CoA dehydrogenase 6. Bases 232 to 1203 code for a protein of 323 amino acids. The transcript is spliced from 10 exons. Lineage: Eukaryota; Metazoa; Chordata; Aves; Passeriformes; Pipridae. Gene Ontology annotation, molecular function: acyl-CoA dehydrogenase activity; flavin adenine dinucleotide binding. Gene Ontology annotation, biological process: fatty acid beta-oxidation using acyl-CoA dehydrogenase. The record is from RefSeq and is a predicted model, not a curated record.